This is a messenger RNA of Haliotis rufescens (red abalone), 1978 nucleotides long. RefSeq lists its product as uncharacterized. The coding region runs from base 109 to 1752 and encodes 547 amino acids. The record is from RefSeq and is a predicted model, not a curated record. The transcript has 9 exons. Lineage: Eukaryota; Metazoa; Mollusca; Gastropoda; Lepetellida; Haliotidae.
UUCUGUGAAUUAUCCCAACAAACAAUCUUCCCGGGUAUAUAAGGCGUAAUUCCCCGCCUUCAGCACUCUUAGUGUAGAGCUAAAGGUACACUGGUUUCAAGUUUUACCAUGGCUCCUCUGCUGGUUAUUGUUGUUCUUCAAAUUGUAUUUCACGGCAUUAGCUCCCAGACAGUCUGUAGUGUCGAACAUGACGCGGCAUGUGUGGCGGCCGUGACGUCCCUCUACACCAACGCUUCAGCCUACUGGUUUGGGUCGGCGUAUGCGACGUCCUGCCCCGCUGAUUUGCAAGACACCCUGCUGUGUAUGAACGCUAAACGCUCCCGCACGUCCCUCCUUACUCGACUGAUGGGGGACGCCGCCACCGAAACCAGCGGUUUCUCAUUCGUCGUCAACGUCACGUACUCCACAUCGCCAGGUACAUACGAAGGCUGUGGAAGAAAGGUGACGAUACCAAUGACGACACAACGCACUUUCUCAAUCGACCCUCUCGACGACAACAUCUACGCCCCAUUCGAUCUGCGUGAGCAGCCGGAAGUGACAUGGGUGGCAGAUGAGAACGCCCUUUACACUGUUGUGCUGUAUGACGCCGGUAUUUUCUUCACGCAUGCGUUGUACGUCAACGUCGCUGGUGGACGACUGCAGGGAGGGGAGACAGCCAAGUCUUAUUUUUCUCCCCAGACAAUCAAGUCUUAUUUUGGCCCCGCGAGCCCCGUGGAUCGUGUAAACCCCUACGUAUGGAUCGUCUUCGAACAACCGACGUCUCUAAACGCCACUGACGUCACGGCGUUCUACAACAACCAGACAACAGCUAAUAAGGGAAGCAUGUACCUGGACAUGUUGGUGACCCGAUUCAACCUUUCAGGUUCAUACGGUUUCAACGUCGUCAAGGUAACCAAUGACGAAUAUGCCGCUGUGCUUGUCCGUGGAAUGAAGUUCCACAACAGAUGUCCCCACUACUACGGGCAAUGGCUGGGCGACUACAUAGGGCAGCGAGGAGGCUUGCCGUCACUUACCUCCCCUUUCGACCUUAGUAUAUCAGUUGACGUCACAUUCACCGCUUCCUCCAUAACGUAUGAAGCUUGCUGCACCGAAGAAAAAAAUGGCCCGGUAAACGUGACUUUGGAUUAUAGAAACUCUGGCACACUCAAAACUGUGGAGACUCGAAACACCCCGAAUAUCAAGCUAGUUCCCACGGAGAUACUUCAAGCACCUGCUAACACACUCAAAGACAAACAGUACACGCUGAUAAUGUAUGACCCUACCCCUGAACUCAACAAGACCAAACAGAACUCGUAUGUUCAUUGGAUGAUCGUCAACAUCCGGGGUACUAACAUCACUUCCGGUGACGAGGUGUAUGACUGGCUUCUGCCCAUGACGUCAACGUUGACCCAGCUCUACCUGUUUGCCUUGUUCGAGCAGACGACAUCUGUAAACGUUUCCUCGGCUAAAUCAUAUAGUCGAGACGGUUGUCACGAAUUUGUUUCGAACAGGUGCGAAUAUCGGGCCGGAGAUUUCAUUCGUGCAAACCAACUCUCCCUCGUCGGUCUGCGGUAUCUAAAGAUUGUUCCCGGUACUUAUCGGCAGUUUAUAUCGUAUUCUGAGGCCAAAUUGCAAAGCAUGGACGAUGCAUGCAAAGGCACACGCGGGUACGCUAACCCAUGUCCUACUUCCGGUUCAGAGAAAAUGACAUCGUCCGCCAUCUUUGUUUCACUCUUGACAGCCGCAGUUGCAUACAUGUCAAAACGGAAGUGAUCAACAUUGUCAUAGAUCUACAUGUGUAAGAAGAAAGAUGCGCAAGCUCAUUAUAUGAUCACACUUGAAACUGAACUGAAAACUGGAAACCUAUUGUUGUUGUUUUUGUCUCGAUUACCAGCCUUCUUUGAUUCGUCAACACCACACAGUUUAAAACCCAACUUCGUCCUUCAAUUUUGUGAAAUGUUUUGGGUUUUGUUUGUAAAUAAAAUAUUUUAUGUUUUUA